Cylicostephanus goldi is the source of this 149-nucleotide messenger RNA. Lineage: Eukaryota; Metazoa; Nematoda; Chromadorea; Rhabditida; Strongylidae. The record is from the annotation of a GenBank genome assembly.
AUGUGCGAAAUUGGAUUACGCCCUGGAUAUCGUCUCAAAAAUAUGUGUUCGCUUAUGCUGCCUGAGAAUGAAGCAAAUCCUGAAGAUGGGAUCCGCCUUCUGAAAAUGGGUGACGACCCUAGUGGAGGAGGACUUCGGAUGAGGUAAAA